Pyricularia grisea is the source of this 3708-nucleotide messenger RNA. RefSeq lists its product as uncharacterized. Gene Ontology annotation, cellular component: nucleolus. The coding region runs from base 50 to 1891 and encodes 613 amino acids. Gene Ontology annotation, molecular function: GTP binding. The transcript is spliced from 5 exons. The record is from RefSeq and is a predicted model, not a curated record. Lineage: Eukaryota; Fungi; Ascomycota; Sordariomycetes; Magnaporthales; Pyriculariaceae.
UCACGGACAGCUUCCUUCCUUCUUUUCUUCCUACACAAACACCAGCAAAAUGGGGACUAGAAAGAAGGAGGCAAACCUGCGGGUUCGCAAGGGCACAAGUUCCGAUGGCAUGGCCAAUGUCCGCACCAAGGGCGAGAACUUUUACAGGACGGCCAAAAGAGUGAAGCAACUCAACGUCCUUAAAGAGGGCAAGGCUCAGCGCAACGCAGAUGGUGUCAUCACCAAGGCUGCUUCUUAUCAGAGCAAGGAUGUGCCGACGGCCGUCAUCGAGCCCAACCGAAAAUGGUUCACAAACACCAGAGUUAUCAGCCAGGACACCCUCGCGUCUUUCAGGGAAGCUGUGGCUGAGACGGAGAAGGACCCUUACAAAGUCCUGUUGAAGAGCAACAAGCUUCCCAUGUCGCUCAUCAGGGACGGCUCAGAAGUCAAUGGCCUGAAGAAACAUCAAGCAAAGAUGACUCUUGAGACGACGCCAUUUUCCACAACGUUUGGUCCCAAGGCGCAGCGCAAGAGAGUCAAACUCUCCGUCAACUCCAUCAACGACCUAGCAGAGGAUACCGACAAGAGCUUAGACACCUACAAAGAGAGGCAAGAUCAGAUCAGACUCCUCAGUGGCGCAUCCGGCACACCUGGGGAUGAGGAGGACGAGGCUUCAGUUUCGAUCGCCAAGGAAGCCGUCUUCACCAAGGGGCAGUCCAAGCGUAUCUGGAACGAGUUGUAUCGUACAAUCGACAGCUCGGACGUUAUAAUACACGUCCUCGACGCCAGGGAUCCCCUCGGGACGAGGUGUCGAGCAGUUGAGGAGUACCUGAGGAAGGAGAAGCCACAUGUCAAGCUCAUUAUGGUGUUAAACAAAGUGGAUCUCCUUCCAACAUCAGUUGUUGCUUCCUGGAUCCGAGUCCUCUCCAAAGAAUACCCUACGGCAGCAUUCAGGAGUUCCAUCACAAAUCCGUUUGGCAAAGGCUCACUGCUUGGACUUCUCAGGCAGUUUUCGGGCUUGUUAUCAAACAGGAAACAAGUUUCCGUCGGCAUUAUAGGGUAUCCCAACACGGGCAAGAGCAGUCUCAUCAACGCAUUGCGCGGCAAGAAGGUGGCCACCGUAGCGCCGAUCCCUGGAGAGACGAAAGUGUGGCAGUACAUCACCCUCACGAAGAGGAUGUACCUCAUCGAUUGUCCUGGAAUCGUGCCCCCUAGCAACGAUGCCUCGCCACAGGAUCUUCUGCUUCGUGGCGCGGUAAGGACCGAAAAGGUCGAGAACCCUGAGCAAUACAUACCUGCGGUGCUCGCCAAGACGAAGUUGCGACACAUGGAGCGCACAUAUGACCUUUCCGGCUGGAAGGAUCACAUCCACUUCCUUGAGCUUUUGGCUCGCAAAGGAGGUAGACUGCUCAAAGCGGGCGAACCUGACGUGGACGGUGUUGCACGCAUGGUGUUGAAUGACUUUUUGAGGGGAAAGAUACCGUGGUUUACACCGCCACCUGCACUGGAGGGCGAUGCUGAGGGUAUUGAUGGCCGGGAGGGCCGACUCGGCGAGAUGCCUUUGAAACGAAAGCGCGAUGAUGCCGAAAGUGUUGCCGACACGUCUAUGGGUGCCCCAAGCCCAACAUCGGAUGACUCGGAAGACGAUGAAGUGUCGGGCGAUGAUGAGUUUGAAGGAUUUGGAUCUGACAGCGAGCCAGAUGCGACACCUUCAGAACCGGAGAAGGCUUCUGCCCCCGAACAGUACAUACAACUAGACGCUUCUAGCGAGGACGACAGUGAUGAUGAUGCCGCUGAAGCCGGCGGUGUAGCCAUCACUGGUGCUGGAGACGGUGACGAUGAUGCAGGCCGACCAAAAUCCCUUUCUAGCCGCAAUUCGAAGCCAAGUCGGAAGCAGAGAAAGGUGAGGUAAGCUGUCAAGGCGGAUUUCAAAGCCAAGUAUCCAACUCCACAGGAGCAAGUCCAUUGAAAUUCACAUCCGGUCCGAGACGGGAAUGAAAAGACGAUGUUUGAGCCAGUGCCUGUGGGACUGCACAAGCUUACAAAAGCUCGUAGCGUAUCCACGGCCAACUUUGAUGUGCCAGUCUUGCGAGGGCACACGGUAGCCUUCAAACCCGACGGAGACCCAUAUCCUGGGUCAGCUAUCGUCACCCAUUACUGCGGAUCACUGCAUGUGACUGUUUCUUUCUUGAAGAAGUGGACCGAGCCUCAUCGGGCUUAAAAUUAUUCCAAACUUUGGAAGUCUAUCGAAUAGCAUGAGCAUGAGCAUGGUCAUGAAAUCAAAUACGAGAUACCCAUCAGGAAGCACUUUUCUUCCUGAAAUCACUACAUACCCUCGCCGCCAAUGAUCUCAUCACCCAUAUCCCUCGGCAAGGCAGGAUUCCCGCAUUAGGUUCUACAUCUUGAUAUGCGCUCAAGGUUGCAGAGAGGGAACUUCAAGCCAGUUCCUGUUUUCAUUCAAGUGUCCAAGUUGAGAGCUCAAUUCUAGGGGACCGCGAAACUGGCAUCAUUGAACUAUUAAUAUUAAGCCACGUACAUAUACUAAACAAUGGUAUUCAAUGACAUCGCUGACUCUCAGUGCCAAAGUGUGAAUAUGGUCAGGUUACUUCCGAUAAUGAGUAUCCCACCGCCUCGAAUGACUGUUCAACCCUUUUCAGCUUUGGUCUUUCUUUUCCUCUGAUUUCUCCAGCUCUUCGGCCUGUUCGGCCGCUUUGAGGACGGCCUGGUGACCAGCCUCGUCCUCCUCAGAGAAUCCCUCCUCGCCUUCCUCGCCCUCUUUUACCUCCCCUUCAGCGCCAGCCUUGUCCUUGUCGCUGCUGCCCAUGCCAGGCAGCUUGACAAAGGGGCCCUUGAUGGCACCGGCCGCGGUGCCGCCGAGGGCUCCAAGAGCGCUGGUGGGUAUGGAGACGAUACCACCCACGAGGGUACCGACGACGGUGCCUAGACCUCCUCCGAGGGCGGCACCCAUGCCUCCGCCGGCCAUGGCGCCCUGACCCCAGCCGCUGGCCAGGAAGCGCGCCUUUUUGCUGUGACCGUGGGCCUCGACCUCCUUGGCGUGCGCCUCGCGCAGGUACUUUUCUCGCUCAGCCGGGUCCAGCGCCUUUGUGGCCAGGUCCUUGAAGGUGUCUGCGGCCUGCUGGGCGAUCCGGGCCUUCUUGGCAAUCUCGACGACCUCCUUGACCUCCUCCUCGGGUACGUCCUUGCCUUGAGCCUCGGACUUUACCUGGUCUUCUGUGGCGGUCGACAUUGUUUUGGUCUUUUGUUUGCGUUGUUGGUUGGUGUUUUAAUAUAAAUGAAUGUUUUAUUUCUUAUUUUUUUAUUCAACUUUAUUGCCGUCCUGCUGGUUACAGAUUAGGGUUGAUUGAUGGUUAUGUUUGGGGACAGGAUAUGAAUACCCUAAAAGUGAUGUGUGUAUACUCUCCAGACAUGAUCAAUAUUGGUUUUGUAUGCGGCCAGGCCGUCGCCUGAAUUAUGGGAUUGACGGGGGUGGCGGAGAUCGUCAUGACGUCUGAGUUCCCAUGUUUGAUGAGAAAAACCUGGUUUGGGGGGUUUUUGGGCUGUUGGUGCUUUCGUUUCUUUUGCUGUAAAAAGCGCGCACACAUAAAGGCAUGGUACCCAUUCUAUGUAUCAACCCACCAGUAUGCACACACACACACACACACACACACACACACAAAGAGAGAGAGAGAGAGAGGCGUGUGGAAUCAAAUCAUUGCGACGUCAUCUUCC